AUGGCUGGUGCAUUGCCUCGACGUAUCACCAAAGAAACGCAACGUCUUAUGGCCGAUCCUGUGCCGGGCAUUUCGGCGAUUCCCGACGAUAACAAUGCGCGCUAUUUUCAUGUGAUCAUUGCCGGCCCGGAGGGUAGCCCGUUUGCGGGUGGUGUCUUCAAGUUGGAGUUGUUUUUACCCGAAGAAUAUCCAAUGGCUGCACCCAAAGUGCGUUUCAUGACGAAAAUCUAUCAUCCAAACAUCGAUAAAUUGGGCAGAAUAUGUUUAGACAUUCUCAAAGGUUUGUCACUGUAUUCCGUUCAGUUUUGUUAA
This is a messenger RNA of Anisakis simplex (herring worm), 312 nucleotides long. The record is from the annotation of a GenBank genome assembly. NCBI's taxonomy places the organism in Eukaryota, Metazoa, Nematoda, Chromadorea, Rhabditida, Anisakidae.